Messenger RNA from Stegastes partitus (bicolor damselfish), 2913 nucleotides. It is a transcript of the gene hsd17b4, whose product is annotated as hydroxysteroid (17-beta) dehydrogenase 4. Gene Ontology annotation, molecular function: oxidoreductase activity. The transcript has 25 exons. Lineage: Eukaryota; Metazoa; Chordata; Actinopteri; Pomacentridae. The record is from RefSeq and is a predicted model, not a curated record. Bases 92 to 2302 code for a protein of 736 amino acids.
ACCCUGCUGUCUUUCCAGAAAAGCAGUGCUGCCCUCGUAGCCCCUGUGUCAGGACUGCUCAGGAAGGAACACACCGUGACAUCUCGCAGCAAUGUCUCUGUCGUUCGAGGGAAGAGUCGUGCUUGUCACCGGAGCCGGAGGAGGUCUUGGCAAAGAAUAUGCACUGAGUUUUGCUGAAAGAGGCGCCUUAGUAGUAGUGAAUGACCUUGGGACAGACACUAAAGGGGGUGGAAAGAGUUCUGCCGCUGCUGAUAAGGUGGUGGAGGAGAUAAGAGCGAAAGGAGGCAAGGCUGUGGCGAACUACGAUUCUGUCGAAGAUGGAGAGAAACUGGUUCAGGCAGUACUGGAUGCAUUUGGAAGAAUAGAUGUUGUUGUAAACAAUGCUGGGAUACUUCGUGACAGAUCAUUUGCCAGGACGAGUGAUUUGGACUGGGACUUGAUUCAGAGAAUUCACUUGAGAGGCUCCUUCCUGGUGACUCGAGCUGCUUGGAACCACAUGAAAAAUCAGAAGUUUGGCCGAAUCAUCAUGACGGCUUCAGCCGCAGGCAUCUAUGGCAACUUCGGCCAGGCUAACUACAGCGCUGCCAAGCUGGGCAUGCUGGGUCUGGCUAACACCUUGGCAAUCGAGGGAAGGAAGUACAACGUUUACUGCAACACCAUUGCUCCUGUUGCUGGGUCACGCCUCACAGAGACCGUCAUGCCCCCAGAUCUUGUGGCGGCGCUGAAGCCCGAGCAUGUUGCUCCUCUGGUCCUCUGGCUCUGUCAUGAGCAAUGCCAAGAAAAUGGAGGACUGUUUGAGGUUGGCGCGGGCUGGAUCGGUAAAUUGCGCUGGGAGCGUUCUCGGGGCCAGAUUGUGAGAAAAAAGAACAAGCCCAUGAGUCCUGAGGGCGUCAGGGACCAGUGGGACAAAAUCUGUGAUUUUACAGACGCCACCAAGCCUACUUCUGUACAAGAGUCUCUGCAGUCGAUAGUGGAGGUGCUGUCCAGCCUGGAGUCGGAGGAAGGAGUCGGUGCAAACUUGACAGCAGUCGCGGCCUCACCAACAUUGGGAUCAGGGGUUAAUCCUUCUGCGGCAGUGGGACAGAAACUUCCACCGUCCACGUUCCACUUCACCCACACCCAGUGCAUCCUCUACGCGUUGGGCGUCGGCAUGUCCACCAAGGACCCGGACCAUCUUCGGUUCCUGUACGAAGGCUCUGAGGACUUCAGCUGCCUCCCCACCUUCGGGGUCAUUGUUUCCCAGGCGUCCAUGAUGGACGGCAGCCUGGGCUCGGUGCCUGGACUCGACAUAGAUUUAACACGGGUAUUGCACGGAGAGCAGUAUCUGGAGCUUUACAAACCUCUGCCAACCUCAGGUUCUCUUACCUCUGAGGCCACCGUAGCAGACGUGUUGGACAAAGGAUCUGGUGCCGUCAUCCUCCUGGACGUGAACACCUACAGCGGCCGUGAGCUGGUGUGCUACAACCAGUUCUCGGUGUUCGUGGUCGGCGCUGGAGGCUUCGGAGGAAAGAGGACGUCUGAGAAAGCCAAAGCUCCUGUGCCGCCUCCUAAACGGGCACCAGAUGCUGUGGUGAUUGAUUCGACCACAAGAGACCAAGCUGCCUUGUACCGUUUGAGCGGAGACUGGAACCCUCUUCAUAUAGACCCCAGCUUUGCUGCCAUGGGAGGUUUCAAGGCUCCCAUCCUUCACGGCUUGUGCUCCUUCGGCUUCGCUGCGAGACACGUCCUCAAGCAGUUCGCCAACAACGACCCGUCCAGAUUCAAGGCGAUCAAGGUUCGCUUUGCGAAGCCGGUGAUGCCGGGUCAGUCGCUGCAGACCGAGAUGUGGAAGGAAGGCAACAGAAUUCACAUCCAGUGCAAAGUGAAGGAGACGGAUGCCGUCGUGUUAGCCGGGGCCUACGUGGAUUUACACGCAUCAGAAGCUUCUGCAGAAAAACCCACACAGGCGGGAGGCCUUCAGAGCGAGCUGGUGUUCGCAGAGAUCGGGCGCCGCGUUAAAGACAUGGGCUCUGAGUUGGUGAAGAAGGUGAACGCUGUGUUCAGCUGGGAGAUCACCAAGGAUGGCAAGAACGCUGCGCAGUGGACCAUUGAUCUGAAGAACGGCAGCGGCUCCGUGCACAGAGGACCUUUCAGCGGGAAGGCGGACGUGACCUUCACGGUGUCGGACGAAGACUUCAUGGAGGUGGUGCAGGGGAAAGUCAACCCUCAGAAGGCAUUCUUCGCUGGCAAGCUGAAGGUUAGAGGAAACAUCAUGCUGAGUCAGAAGCUGGAGGUCAUCCUGAAGGACCACGCCAAGCUGUGAGCUCCUCUGCCAACCAAUCGGACGACUUCAGGACCUAACCAGACUAUCGGCUCUCUCUCCGUCUGCCUACUUUUCUUGUGUAUGCUGACACACUUCUCCUCUCAAGGGAAACGCAUAAACAAUUCGCAGUAAGAUUAGCCGUGCUUCAGCAGCAGUUCAGCAACAUGGUCAGGUCUUCUUUCAGCAGCUUAAAUCAGAAUCCAGCCACUGGCUUGUCUUCCCCCUCGAGCAGGUCCAGGUGUACCAGAGACCACUGUAGGCGCAGAGUCCAAAAGAGAUUCCUUUGCUUGUGUAGAUUUAGAAACUUCUUGUUGCGUCUUGAGCUGUUUCCAUCAGGAAAAAUGAUACAACGAUCCAAAUAAGAAAUUAAUUGUUAUAGAUGAACCUGAAUGAAGUGCUAACAGUUAAAAUCUAAUCCGGUCUUUAAUGGUAGCUGGAGUCAGUGGUUUGUUUCACUAAUUCAAAGUCAGAAACAGUUUUAUGUGUCUGAUGCUGUAAUCAACGAGUUGCAGAGUAAAAACGGCUUUCUAUGGAUUUUUACUAAUGUAAUUGUCAUGAAGUUGCUCUUCUAUGAAAUAAAAAUCAAAGCAGUUUUCUGUUUCAUGCUUUAA